AUGAAAAGAAGAGAUUUAAGCAGCUGUGAAGGAGGAAAGUGCUUAGGUGAGUGCUCUCCAGGAUGCACAUGAUCCGAUGUAAACAAUACUAACUGCCAAACACAAUGCUUUACUAAAUCUUGUGACUAUGAUGGAAUAGAUUGCCCUCAAUGCUCUCCUGGCUGUAAGCUUGCUAUGAUGGGAGAUGGAGUCUGCCAAGACUUAUGCAACGUAAAAGCAUGCAACUACGACCAAGGUGAUUGCCCUUCCAGUGGCAGUACCUGAGAAAUUGGAGUUCUCAUGGCUUUUGGGGUUACAUUGAUAGUAUUGAGUUUUCUUUGCAUGUCGGUAUUUAUUUUUAUAUAUUGUAAAAGCAGACGACGGGUCUUACCUGAAAUUUAUAUUGCGGCUAAUAGUGAAGACACAGUCCCUAGUCUUACUGAAGCUAUCAUAAAUUCAAAAUAUCCAGAGAAAUAUUAUGAGGAAGACGAAAAAUAUAGUCAGACAACCUGCUCUAUAUGCUUAGAAGAUUUUACUGCAGAUGUACUAAUAAGACAAUUAAAUUGUGAGCAUAUAUUUCACAAGACUUGUAUAACAGAAUGAUUUUUAGAGCACAGCAGAGAUCCAAGAUGCCCCCUUUGCAAGCUCAAUCCAUUUUAA
Messenger RNA from Blepharisma stoltei, 639 nucleotides. The record is from the annotation of a GenBank genome assembly. Lineage: Eukaryota; Ciliophora; Heterotrichea; Heterotrichida; Blepharismidae.